Paracoccidioides lutzii Pb01 is the source of this 750-nucleotide messenger RNA. RefSeq lists its product as hypothetical. The record is from RefSeq and is a predicted model, not a curated record. The transcript has 5 exons. The coding region runs from base 1 to 750 and encodes 249 amino acids.
AUGCUGAAGUACCGGCGCAACUCUCCCGAAACGACUGCGUCCGAAGACCUCAUGAAUGAAGGCUGGAAGAAUAUCGGAACCAAAAUCGAGGAUAUGGAUGAAAAAAAAACGACACAGGCCCACUGCUUGCAUGUGAUGGAGAAGUCCGACAACAGCCAAUUCGGACCAGUACUCCGCGUUCUCGAGCGGCUGGAACUGCUGGAAGAGUUGCAAGAGCCCUUAGAUGUCAGGUCUCUCAGAUGGGUCAGAAUGUCAGUCUGGAAUGCCCCUCUUGAGUCGUCAUACAUUGAGAUGACAGCUCCAUUUUUUACUGCUGAUAGGGUGUCAGGGGUCUCGUCCUCGCUCUGCCCUCUCAUCCCUUCCCAAACCACGCCGAGAAUACGACUCAACCUCCCCCAACGAUCAUUCCAAUUACACCAACUAGCUGCAUCAGACAACACGUCCCAGGCUUCGCGGAAGCGAAAGAGAGAUAGUACCCAGAUACGGUCUGAAAUUUAUCACAGAGAGCAAAACCAACCUGAGAACAAGAGCCCAACUGUAGCCUCUGAUACAAAUCACAGAUCAGAUCUGAAAAGGCCAAGCGAAGUGUUAUGUCAAAGUCGAGAUGCUUGCAGAUGCAUCGUGACCAAAUGCGCUGGACCAAUUGAUGUUGCACAUGUCGUCCCAGUUUCUUUGGACAACAAGGACAAGCGGGAGCACUUCUUCACUUUUAUGGGCCCCACGAAUCCGAAAGCGGCAAAGCCCCCUUGA